AUGUUACUCCCUGAUCUCCCCAACGAGAUUCUGGCCUUGAUCGGCCGCUAUCUUCUGGCCGAAUCUCUGUGCGCAUUGAUUUCACAUGCCGCCAUUUAUUUCUCGUCUACCAGCCCGAGUGGUACGUUCAAACGCCAAGGCCUUGCAUGGGGCUGGACACCGCUCUCCUUAGCAACAAGGCAUGGACAUGACGCUAUCGUGGAACUGCUCCUCUCCGACCCUAGAGAAGAUCCCGACCAACGUGAUGAAGAGGGCGAGACAGCACUCCUUUGGGCAGCGAGAUGUGGUCAAGCGCCUAUACUGAGGCGGCUUCUCGCUACAAACCGCGUCAAUCCGACUAGACAGAAUCACCGAGACCAAACUCCGCUAUACGGCGCAGCAUCUAGAGGACAGACUUUGACAACGCGAUUAUUGCUCGAUACGCCAGGCAUAGAGCCGAACCCCAACCAAUCGGGUCGAACUCCAUUGUGGAUUGCGGCGGCACAGGGACGCGUUUCGACUGUCGAGUGCCUUCUAGCAGUUCCAGCAAUCGACAUCAACCGUUCAGACGAUUCCGGAAGUUCCCCGUUCCUAGCAGCGGCAAGUAACGGACGUGAAGAAGUGGUGGCUGUCCUAGCAAAGGAGAUACAGGUAGAUCUACAUGGACAACUAUGGCAGGACAGCAUUAGCAUGGGCUGCUGGCCACGCUCAAACGCUUGGCCGUGGACGGUAAAGUGA
This is a messenger RNA of Clonostachys solani, 717 nucleotides long. Lineage: Eukaryota; Fungi; Ascomycota; Sordariomycetes; Hypocreales; Bionectriaceae. The record is from the annotation of a GenBank genome assembly.